AUGCCGCGUAGAAUAUCAGUGAAGGAGAUUUCGCAGCACAGCAUUCCUUCAGAUUUAUGGGUUGUGGUAAAUGAUACAGUUUAUGAUUUGACAGAUUUUGCCCCCGAACACCCUGGAGGUGCAAGCAUAAUUCUGCAAUAUGCUGGCCGUGAUGCUUCAAAAGCCUACUCUGAAAUCCAUGCACCCUCCCUGAUAUCAUCCUCACUUCCAGCCUCGAAAGUCUUGGGAACAGUUGAUUCCUGUACUAUAACGGAAGAAUGGAUCAAACCUCCGCCUGAAGUUUCAAAGACUCUAGCCCCUGGCUCUAAGCCUUCUCUUGAUAAUUUGAUAAACACGCACGAUUUUGUAUCUGCUGCGGAGACAUUUCUUACCCCCAAAACAUGGGCAUUUUAUUCUUCCGCUGCUACGGAUCUUAUAACCAAAAGCCGAAAUUCUUCCACAUAUGCAGAUAUUAGUCUUCGUCCUAGAAUACUGAGAAAUGUCAAAAAUGUUAGCACGAGGACUACAAUGCUUGGUAACCAGAUAGAAGUGCCAGUAUUUUGUUCCCCAGCAGCAAUGGCAAAACUGGUACAUCCACAAGGUGAGCGGGAGCUAGCUCGUGGGCUGAAAUCUGCGGGAUCGGCAAUGGCCGUCAGUACAAACGCUAGUUUUCCAAUUGCGGAGAUAUUUGAGGCCGCGUCUGAAGACCAUUCGCAGAGUUCCGAUGGGAGGAAAGAGCUUCCAAUAUUUUUCCAGCUUUACGUUGAUAAGGAAAGGCAUAAAUCUGAAAAGCUUCUACAAGAUGUGGAAAAGCUCGGUGUCAAGGCAAUAUUUGUGACUGUUGAUGCACCAGUCCCUGGAAAGCGAGAAGCGGAUGAAAGAGUAAAGGCAGAUGAGAGUUUGUCUACACCAAUGAGUGGUGCAAAAGCCAAGAACGAUAAAAAAGGCGGUGCGUUGGGAAGGAUAAUGGGUGCUUACAUUGAUGCUACACUUUCAUGGUCAGAUAUCGCCUGGCUACGAAAAUGUACCAAGCUUCCUAUUCUUCUGAAAGGUGUACAAACUUCGCUCGAUGCAAAGAUGGCACUGGAUUAUAGAAUAGAUGGGAUUUUGAUAAGUAAUCAUGGUGGUAGAAGUCUGGACACAAGCCCAGCUUCGAUACUGGUUUUGUUAGAAUUGCAGAAGAAUGCGCCCGAAGUCUUCGACGGAAUGGAAGUUUUCAUUGAUGGUGGGAUUAUGAGAGGAACUGAUAUAUUUAAAGCAUUGUGCCUAGGAGCCAAAGCUGUAGGAAUUGGCCGGGGCUUUUUGUUUGCUCUUGGUUGGGGCCACGAGGGCGUAGAGAAAUAUAUCGAGAUCUUGAAAGACGAGCUGGAGACAACAAUGAGGAUGAUGGGUGUUACGGACUUGUCACAAGUUCACCCUGGCAUGUUGAACACGAGAGCUAUAGAUCAUCUAAUUUCAGACGGAGAGGAGGAUCAUCCAUAUGCAAAAUGGAGACCGAAAGCAAGAAUAUAA
Messenger RNA from Botrytis sinoallii, 1491 nucleotides. RefSeq lists its product as uncharacterized. The record is from RefSeq and is a predicted model, not a curated record. NCBI's taxonomy places the organism in Eukaryota, Fungi, Ascomycota, Leotiomycetes, Helotiales, Sclerotiniaceae. The coding region runs from base 1 to 1491 and encodes 496 amino acids. The transcript has 3 exons. Gene Ontology annotation, molecular function: oxidoreductase activity.